GGUACCAUUUAACCCCCCUCUCUAUAUGGUGUUAGGUUGGCGUGGCGGCAAUAUGAUAUAAAAGACACUAAAUUUCAACAUUCCAUCAUUCAGCGCUUACCGUCAGAAAUGUCGUCCAAUCUACUCAAUGCUAUCAAAUCCCUCGUGCCCCUUCAGUUUGAAGACCUCAACUACCUCUCGGCUCUGCUCCUUAUACCAGUACCCAUCUUGUUGGCCCAUGUAAUUCCUUAUCUCAGGGAUCCUUACAACCAACGGAGCAUACAAGGGCCAUUCCUUGCGCGCUUUUCAGAUAUCUGGCUAGGUUGGGUAGCGAGUCAAGGUCAUCGCUCAGACGUUGUACAUCAGUUGCAUAGCAAACACGGAACCUUCGUACGUCUUGCACCAAAUCACGUCUCUAUUGCCGACCCGGAUGCGCUGCAAAUUGUAUAUGCCCAUGGCAAUGGCAGCCUGAAAUCCAACUUUUAUGACGCCUUCGUUUCCAUUCACCGUGGUUUGUUCAAUACUAGGGACCGCGCUGACCAUGCCCGUAAGCGUAAGAUUGUCUCUCACGUCUUUUCGCAAAAGAAUGUUUUGGAGUUCGAGCCUUCUGUUCGUCUCUAUGUUGGCCAGUUCAUGAACCAGUGGGAUCGUUUGUUCGACGAAGCCCUGAAAAAUCAAUCUGGCGCCGAGGGAGAGGGUGGUUGGUUUGGUAAGGGAGGCCGUUUGUGGCUUGAUUGCCUUCCAUGGUACAACUAUCUGGCGUUCGAUAUCAUCGGCGACUUGGCAUUCGGAUCACCGUUCGGAAUGGUCCUGAACGCCAAGGACUCUGCGCCUGUUGCUGUUUCACAGAAAGAUGUCAUGAACUCCUAUGGGUCGCAGAAUGAGUGUGCAUACGUCGAUAUCCCUGCCGUUCAGAUCCUUAACGAUCGUGGAGAGUUCUCGGCUUCUAUGGGCGUUCUACCUCCCGCGUGGCGAUCAUGGGUUCGUCUGCUUCCCUGGUACCGCAAAGGUGGAAUAGCUGUCAAGAAUUUGGCUGGUCUGGCAGUCGCUGCCGUCGCCAAACGUUUCACCACUCCAACGGACCGCGUCGAUCUCUUGAGUAAGCUGCAAGAGGGACGCGAUGAUGAGGGAAAUCUCAUGGGCAGAGAAGAGCUCACCGCAGAGGCCCUUACUCAGCUUAUUGCCGGUUCCGACACUACUUCCAACUCGUCAUGUGCUAUCACAUAUUACCUUGCUGCCAAUCCUCCUGUACAACAUAAGCUCCAGAAGGAGCUUGACGACGCCCUUGGCAGUGAAGAUGAAUACGUUUCGACAUACGAACAGGUCAAACGUCUACCUUAUCUGGAAGCUGUUAUCAAUGAAGCCUUGCGUCUUCAUUCGACAUCUUCCUUGGGUCUCCCUCGCAUAGUUCCUGAAGGAGGUUUGACCAUCCAAGGCAUUCAUUUCCCACAGGGCGCUGUUUUGAGCGUUCCAAGUUACACGAUUCAUAGGGACACCAAAGUGUGGGGAGAAGAUGCGGGUGUAUUCCGCCCAGAGAGGUGGUUUGAGCGUGAUCAUGCCACUCUGCAAAAAGCCUUCAAUCCGUUUUCCUAUGGGCCCAGAGCAUGUGUGGGACGCAACCUUGCGUCCAUGGAGCUAUUAAUUAUCAUCUCCUCUAUUCUCCGGCGCUACGAAUUCGUCCUGGCUGACCCGGAUAAAGUGUUUGACACGCGGGAAGGUUUUCUGCGAAAGCCUGUGGAGUGCCGGGUGGGAAUCAAGCGUCGGCAGUGAUGAAAGGAAAGGUAGUAUACUCACGCUUUCUUUACCUGUUUUGAGAGUUUAUCCGCAGCUCUUUGUUUGUUGUUGUUCGCUGCUUCCUUGUACGAUAUCCUCCAACUGCAGCUGUAAUUAGGCUUCUUCCACGGUACACUUGAGCAAACUUUCAGUUAUGGGCUGAUUCUAUUCUUGUUUUGUUGGUCCGCUCUUAGCCUGAUAGCGACAUCGGAGUGGAGUACAUAUAUAUCACAGACCCCUCCCAUCACCCUCGUUCCGCGCUCUCGCCCUCCACCUGUGAGACCAUCGUCUCCAAGGCAGUGGCGGCCAAGGUGGGACGCAUGUCUGCAGAUACUUAUAUAACUGAGCCUAUAGUAUAUCUUGAACAUAUCACAUCUAAUCCCGCCUCAAG
Suillus subalutaceus is the source of this 2143-nucleotide messenger RNA. Its product is annotated as cytochrome P450. The transcript is spliced from 7 exons. The record is from RefSeq and is a predicted model, not a curated record. Gene Ontology annotation, molecular function: heme binding; iron ion binding; oxidoreductase activity, acting on paired donors, with incorporation or reduction of molecular oxygen. Lineage: Eukaryota; Fungi; Basidiomycota; Agaricomycetes; Boletales; Suillaceae. The coding region runs from base 109 to 1749 and encodes 546 amino acids.